Racocetra persica is the source of this 425-nucleotide messenger RNA. Lineage: Eukaryota; Fungi; Glomeromycota; Glomeromycetes; Diversisporales; Gigasporaceae. The record is from the annotation of a GenBank genome assembly.
ACGAGCAUACAGAUAUGGAUAGUGAGAGCAAAGCUAACUAUGAGAUAUUUAGUCUAGAAAUAGGUGAUACUUUCACUAACUGGGAUUUAGCUGCAAGCCAUAUUGAAAAGCACAGAAUAGAAAAUGGAUUUGAAACUGUAAAAACUCAACUUCAGAAAAACAAAAAAGAAGAAAUUGUUCGCCGUACUUUUGAAUGCAAACAUUCUCAUGAAUACCAUGCAAAAAAAAAAGCCGACACAGAAGAUAAUCGUGAUUGUGAAAGUUACUCAGAAGCGUGGAAGUAUCUUGAAUGUGUCCUUGGAGUUGAUAUAACUGGUUGGGUGUUAUGUUACACUCAUAAAUCUUUUAAUGAUACUCAAAUUCAACUACAAUUCAAUAAGGAAGAACAAUUUGAACGGGAAGAACAAACCAACCAAAAUCCAACA